UUUUUAUUACUUUUUGAUCAUGUGCUGCGGAUACUCACUAUGUGAUACGACCCCGGUUCAUUUGUGUUUAUAAGCGUAAAAUCAGUACAUAUGAAUCAUAAAGAGGUUUCCGGGAAGACGGCUAAAUUCGUUUACCUAUUAUUGCAGUAAUUUGGUAUACUCCCCUGGUUCUGAUGUAAUUGUUCCAUUGCUAUAUAUGAGGACGAAAUCCGGGGAAAUGUUUAAUUCAGACUCUGUACUUGACACUUUGGUCGUAUCUACGAAUGGUUCAACGAGCCAUAUCAGCAGAAAAAAAGAACUAGGCCAACAAAUCAAGAAUUACACCACAUCCGUUUGUUUCUCUUUCUUCAUUAUUUACAAAACAUCCUUCUUCAACUUACAUCAUCCACUGUUCAUCAUGUCAGAUAAGAACACAAUUCCAUUAUACUCGGGCAAAUAUUUCUUGGCUAGUGCUCUCGCCGGUAUUCUUGCUUGCGGACCGACACAUUCACUUGUGACACCUUUGGAUUUGGUUAAAUGCCGUAACCAGGUAAGCGCGCAUAUUCAUAAUAUAUCAUACUGCCUAUCGUUUUGCAUUGAACGGUGUCCGUAAUCGAAUUGACAUGAUUCGCGUCUUUUCAAUGGUUGUAGGUCAAACCCGGAUUGUAUAAAGGCGUUUUUAAUGGCUGGAAAACGAUUGCUAAGGCUGAAGGCUUCCGUGGCGUCUUCACCGGUGUAGGUCCUACUUUCAUCGGUUAUUCAUU
Molecule: messenger RNA, 743 nt
Organism: Mycotypha africana
Lineage: Eukaryota; Fungi; Mucoromycota; Mucoromycetes; Mucorales; Mycotyphaceae
Exons: 3
Coding region: 197-592 (131 amino acids)
Biological process (GO): mitochondrial phosphate ion transmembrane transport
Cellular component (GO): mitochondrial inner membrane
Molecular function (GO): phosphate transmembrane transporter activity
Source: RefSeq, a predicted model, not a curated record